This is a messenger RNA of Tremella mesenterica DSM 1558, 2022 nucleotides long. RefSeq lists its product as uncharacterized. The transcript is spliced from 8 exons. The coding region runs from base 1 to 2022 and encodes 673 amino acids. The record is from RefSeq and is a predicted model, not a curated record. Lineage: Eukaryota; Fungi; Basidiomycota; Tremellomycetes; Tremellales; Tremellaceae. Gene Ontology annotation, molecular function: protein binding.
AUGAGUCUUCCUGGAGUCACUUUAGCCCCUCCUAUGCAGUCUAGACAGGGACAGUUGGGUAGGAUGAGAUCGGCUACGGACAUAGCUGGUGUCAAGGGUAUCAACUCGCCUCUAACCGCUUUACGAAUACAACCAGACCUACUACCUUAUGAAUCCACCUCUCGGUCCACUGGCACCAACAACACGUACAGCAGCAGCAAUAACUCAACGUCUCAAUCUGGCAGUCAUGUUCCCCCUGUACCAAGUCUCGACUUUGACAUGUUCCGUCGUUCAGCUUCUCGUUAUUCUAUCGACUCGAUGUCUUCCCUCUCUACCAUUUCUCAACUUGAUAUGGACGAUGACGAUAAUGAUGAUGAUGAUGAUGACAAGACGGAAGGUGCCACCACACCUAGAGCCACUCGUUUCCAUCAAGCUGGCUACUUUGAGGGUCCUUCGGAUAAAACAGCACUCACCUCUCAAGCAGGUCCAAGUGAUGUAAAUAGACAACUCACUCCAAAACGUAGUUUCGUCAUUACUUCCCGACCAGCUCCUCCUCCUCCCUCUAGACCACUCCAGCCUUCUACCUCGAACAACACUCUACGUCCCGUUCCUGGUCGGAAUCGUGCUAAUUCUCGGCCUGAAACUAAAGACGUACCAACGGGUCUCCCUCAGACGGGAGUGGUCAUGAUGGACACGAGUAGCGUUCAUGGGGAACAAGGAGAUGAGUGGGGAGAAGAUGAAGCAAAUUUUGAAUGGCUUGAUGCGGACGCUCCAGAAGCGAUAAAUGGAACAGGGGAUGAAAAGGUAUCUCCGUCUAAAAAGCUUCUCCGUCUCAAGAGUGCUAUGGGUCGACCGACAGAAGGGAGGAGAUUGAAGAAACCUCUCGUAUUUGCUCGAAGGGCUCCACCACCACCUUUAGAGCUAGGUAGCGAGGCUCAAAGUCUACCAUCCAGAGGAAGGAGUAGAUCGGUAUCAAAACCUACCUCUCCUGUACAGAAUCCUAACCUCACCGGACAAACAUAUAUCUCUCAUCCGACUGUUCUGCAACCACGAAAGUCCAACUUACAACCAUCGCAAAUAUCUCAGAAAAUAACAGGCGAUCUCAGACCUCCAUUGACUUUGAGACACACUUCGGACGGUUCACCCAAUCGUUCAGGAUCUAAUCCCCGUUCACCGACGUUAUCACCUCAAAGACCCACUAUGGUAGCUUUGAAAGAUGAAGACGAUUCCAAACCGAGUGCUAAACUACACGGAGGACAAUCACGUAAUUCUCAAAUGUCAUUCCAAUCCGUCGCUUACUCUUUUUACGAUCUAGGGCCAGAUACGUCAGUUUCGCCCAAAAUACCAGCAUUGAUACCAUCUCCCAGAGAUAUCUUUUUUCCUAAUGGACGAUAUCAUAAGGUGUCGUUGUCCAAGUUGGAAAGAGAAAAGGAAAUGAGGGAAAGGACGAUGAGUGAGCCUGUGAAGAGGGGUAAUACGGGAAAGACUCCGGAUGAUUUUGUGGAUGAGGGGUUGGCAGCUAGGGAAAGAGGUGAUGCGGCCAAGGCGGCUUGGUUCUUUAUGAAAGCUGCAGAGGGAGGGAGUACGAGAGGGAGAAUACACUGGGGUCUUUGCUUGAAGCACGGAUCCGGCGUCGCACUCAACGAUAAGCGAGCCAUGGCUGAAUUGCUUCAAGCAAGUAGCGAGGGGGUCAUUUCUACCGACACAGAAUUUCAACUCCUUCCUUCUAUCCGACAACUAAAUCCUAAACCUCGUUCUCUACUUGUGAGAGAUCUCGCUACUUGCAUGUCUGAAAUAGGUUCAGCCUAUUUACAUGGACAAGGCGUGAAGAAAUCCUCUGAAACGGGUAUGAAGUACUUGCGGUGUGCUGCUAAUCUAGGCGAUAUUGGGGCUCAAGAACAACUAGGAUUUUUACUCUCUAGAGGUUCGGGAGGAGUCAAAAAGGACAUGAAGGAAGCGGCAAAGUGGUACAGAAUGGCAGUCGAUCAAGGUUCAGGAAGUGUAGGAUUAGCAUGGAUAUAUAAGAUGGUCUACAUGGGUUGA